UUUUCCGCCCGGACCAGCAGCUACUGCGAGGUGGCAAAAUGCAGAUCUUCGUGAAAACGUUGACCGGUAAAACCAUCACCCUCGAGGUGGAGCCCAGCGACACCAUCGAGAAUGUCAAGGCUAAGAUCCAGGACAAAGAAGGAAUCCCGCCUGAUCAGCAGCGUCUGAUCUUCGCUGGUAAACAGUUGGAGGAUGGACGCACACUGUCAGACUACAACAUCCAGAAAGAGUCCACUCUUCACCUGGUGCUGCGUCUGAGAGGAGGAAUCAUCGAGCCUUCUCUCCGUCAGUUAGCUCAGAAAUACAACUGUGAGAAGAUGAUCUGCCGCAAGUGUUAUGCUCGUCUGCAUCCUCGUGCCGUCAACUGCCGCAAGAAGAAGUGCGGACACACCAACAACCUGCGGCCCAAGAAGAAGCUGAAGUAGACGCUCGGCCGACUCUGCAUCUGAAACACUUUACUGUUGUUCUAAUAAAAUCUGGAUCAAACCAU
Danio rerio (zebrafish) is the source of this 490-nucleotide messenger RNA. It is a transcript of the gene uba52, whose product is annotated as ubiquitin A-52 residue ribosomal protein fusion product 1. The record is from RefSeq and is marked validated. Gene Ontology annotation, cellular component: cytoplasm; ribosome; nucleus. Gene Ontology annotation, biological process: translation. Gene Ontology annotation, molecular function: structural constituent of ribosome. NCBI's taxonomy places the organism in Eukaryota, Metazoa, Chordata, Actinopteri, Cypriniformes, Danionidae.